Messenger RNA from Erythranthe guttata (spotted monkey flower), 1257 nucleotides. Lineage: Eukaryota; Viridiplantae; Streptophyta; Magnoliopsida; Lamiales; Phrymaceae. The record is from RefSeq and is a predicted model, not a curated record.
AUGGUCCGUUUUGAUAGUGUGCUUCAAACCUUACCGUCGAUGGUUCUUUCCAUCAUCUUCUUCUUCUUCUUCGCUAUGAUCAAACCAGCACUCUCCCAAAAUUUACCGGCCAUAACAAAGCCUGGUUGCGCCGCCACGUGCGGCGGCGUAAGCAUCCCAUAUCCAUUCGGCACCACAGAAAAUUGUUACCGAAGCCCCAGUUUCAUGGUCGUCUGCAACGAAACAUUCAGCCCCCCACAAUUGUUCUUAGGAGAAAGCACAAUGCAAAUCCAAAAUAUAAGUCUCGACGAAGGCCAACUGACAGUGAUGAAGCUCAUAGGGCACGUUUGUUACCAUCCCAAUGGCAGCAGGGCUUCCAUCACUGAAACUAGUACAACCUUGCUCACACAUCUUACAAUCAGUAAUACAGCUAAUAAGGUCACGGUUGUGGGAUGUGAUGCAUAUGGAAUCGUCUCCGGGCAGCGGCUUGGCCGGAGUUACCUGACGGGUUGCAUGACCACGUGCUAUACACGUGAGGAUCUGAUGGAGGGCUCCUGUACGGGUUCGGGCUGCUGUCAAACUUCACUUCCCCAAAAUGUUUGGGAUAUGGAUAUUGAUUUGGGCAGUUUUAGUAAUUACAAAAAUGUUUCUGAUUUCAACGAUUGUGGAUAUGCUUUUGUUGCUGAGCAAAAUGCAUUCAAUUUUUCAUACCAAAGCCUCAUCGAUUUGAAGAAUGUUACAAGGCUCCCUAUGGUUAUUGAUUGGGCAAUGGAAAACCUGACUUGUGCUGACGCGGCGAAAAUGGGAACUGGCAAUGUUACUUAUGCUUGUUUGAGCUCCAACUCCACCUGCGUCGAACCGAUACACGGGAACGGGUAUCGUUGUAGUUGCCUCGAGGGUUAUCAAGGAAAUCCGUAUCUCGUCGAUGGUUGUACUAGUAUGUGUAUAUAUGCCCGUGUUUCUUGUUUUUUUUUUUUUUCCGACUCUUUCAUAGUGUGUGUGCCUAUAUAUGAUUAUCGUGCUUUUUAUCAAUUUGCAGAUAUAGAUGAAUGUAAAGAUCCGGAUCUUAAAAAGGCGUGUGGUGAUUAUGAAUGCGUGAACAAUGAAGGCAGUUUUGAGUGUCGUUGCCCGAAAGGGUACCGUGGCGAUGGGAAGAAGACUGGUGUAGAAGGUUGCAGGCGUGGUGAAUCGCUUAUACUAAGAAUCGUUGCAGGUUUUUUUAAUAUAUGUCUAAUCUUUCUUGUUCAUGAUGUAUGUUCGAAUAAGAUAUGUUAACUA